This is a messenger RNA of Ruditapes philippinarum (Manila clam), 2038 nucleotides long. RefSeq names its product tenascin-X-like. The record is from RefSeq and is a predicted model, not a curated record. Lineage: Eukaryota; Metazoa; Mollusca; Bivalvia; Venerida; Veneridae. The coding region runs from base 75 to 1619 and encodes 514 amino acids. The transcript is spliced from 12 exons.
AUAAUCCCAGUAAAGUGAUAACAUAGGAAGUACACGCAUGAUUUAAAACGGCGUUAAACAACAAGUUUAACAAAAUGUUUCACAAAAUAAAAAUAAUAACAAUGCUAUUAUUAUGUGCAGAAUCAAUGGCAAAAGAUCAGAAAGAACAUGCUGGUGUUGAGAAAUUGCUUAGCCGAGUUCGUCGGCAGACUGCAAUAGAUCUUGGCGGGGAAUGUGAUAACACAGUCAUGUGCCAGAUGGGUAACGGAGGACAAAAUUCACAAUGUGCAGUUCCACCAAUGGAUGAAGGUACAAGAUGUUUGUGUUUACCAGGAUUUGAGUCGAACCCAAUAUGUUUACCGUCUUGUACAUCGAAUUCUGAUUGCCCAUUAACUAAUAUGUGUGUAAAUGGCGAGUGUUCUCCUCCGUGUCCUCCAACACCGUGUAAUCUGGGAACGUGUCCACCCCCACUUCUUUGUAAUGGCAACAACGUAUGCGUGCCCGAUUGUCGAGCUAUACUGCCUCUGGUUCCAACAACCCCCGCCCCAACUACCACAACACCAGCUCCACCCACUACCACGCCUUCGGGAGGAGGGACCACUUCUGGACCACCGAUAGUUGAUACGCCCCCGAUUUUAGGAUGUAAUCAACCUAAUGGUGAAAGAUGUCAAUCUGAUAUGAACGCUGUAUGUACGAACAACGUCUGCGUGUGUAUUCCUGGAACAAUACUUUUCAACGGAAAUUGCGUACCUGGUGGAGGUCCUCAUCAGCCUUGUGAUUCAAAUAAUCAGUGUCCACUUGACAGGAACGCUAUCUGUAAUACAAAUACAGGAUUGUGUGAAUGUAGACCUGGUACAACGUUAUUUGACGGAUCAUGCGUCAUAACGGGCCUUCCUGGCGGCAUGUGCGAAUUUGGAGAAUGUCCCGGGGAUUUGAACGCCGUUUGUGUUACUGAGCAUGGGAUUGAGCUCUGUGUAUGUAAACCUGGUACAACAAAGAUAGAAAGCUCGUGCUUACAAGACGGUGCCGUCGGGGGCAGGUGCGAUGGUGACGGCUUCAUGUGUACACGGGACCAGUAUGCUGAAUGUAAGCAAGGUGAACUUUUUGGUAUAUGUCAAUGUAUAGAGGGAGCUAGGCCAAUUGAAGCGAUGUGUGUAUUAGAUGGCGUUGUUGGCGGUAAAUGUAAUGGACAGUACAAGGACUUAUGCACUAGAGAUACAAACGCCGAAUGUAUGGAUGGAUACUGCGUUUGUAAACCCGGCACUAAAAAGGUGGAAGGCUCGUGCGUUGAAACUGGAAAGGCCGGGACAGAGUGUACAGAUAUUGGUUAUUGUCCUUAUGAUAUACUAGCAUCAUGCUCGUCCAAUAAAUGCACGUGUAAUAUUGGGUCCGUGAAAAUGGGAGACAACUGUGUGGCAGAUGGCUAUGACGGUGGGUACUGCUCGCAUGGUAAAUGUUUUAACAAGUACUCGAUAUGUGACUGGGCUACGAAUAGAUGUGUAUGUCGGCAUGACAGUACGGCUGUGGCUGGGAAGUGUGUUAGUUUUGACUUUUUAUACUGGAUUCAUGUCAACGUAAAUGUGUAUGAUCCAUAUCAGAAAGGCACCGGAUCUCCAGAGCUUAUACACAUACAUGUGUAAUUUUUGUUACGAGAGUCAACAUAUUGGAGAAAACUUUUUGGCAAACUUCGCAUCUUUCCGACAAACUUCGCAACUUUCCGGCAAACUUCGCAACUUUCCGGCAAACAUCGCAACUUUCCGGCAAACAUCGAAACCUUCCGGUAUAGCAAACAUCGCAUGUAGCAAACAUCGCAUCUUUCUCCUAGCAACUUUUGAAACUUUUUAAAAACAGAAAAAGCGUAAAUACAAGGAGCAAAAACUGUUUGUCAACUCGUUAUUUACGCAAAAGAUAUAUGUUAUUGAGAGUUACGCAGUUUGUCGAGUCUGCGCAGUUUGAAUGGACUAUCUAAUGUAUAAGAACUACCAUAUGCUGGACCUUUAUUAACGUAUUUAACAUUUAAGAAUUUCAGUGUCAUUUGAAUAAAAGAUUCAAAUCUGUA